This is a messenger RNA of Megalops cyprinoides (Indo-Pacific tarpon), 1217 nucleotides long. RefSeq names its product cysteinyl leukotriene receptor 2a (gene cysltr2a). NCBI's taxonomy places the organism in Eukaryota, Metazoa, Chordata, Actinopteri, Elopiformes, Megalopidae. The coding region runs from base 9 to 1070 and encodes 353 amino acids. The record is from RefSeq and is a predicted model, not a curated record. Gene Ontology annotation, cellular component: plasma membrane. The transcript has a single exon. Gene Ontology annotation, molecular function: G protein-coupled receptor activity. Gene Ontology annotation, biological process: G protein-coupled receptor signaling pathway.
ACGCAGGAAUGGUGACAAAUCGGACCUGCCUGGGGAACGUGACGUGUAACAUCGACAACUUCAAGCACAUCGUCUACCCUGCCACGUACCUGAUCAUCUUCGCCCUGGGCCUGGUGGGCAACCUCUUCUCCCUGUGCGUCUUCCUGAGUGUGUGGAGGAGGAAGGGGACCCUGACCUCCGUCAAUCUGUACCUGGUCAACCUGCUGCUGUCCGACCUCACGCUCGUGUGCUCCCUCCCCUUCCGCGCCGCGUACUUCCUGAUGGGCUCCAACUGGGUCUUUGGGGACUUCACGUGUCGGCUCAUCUCCUACAUUUUCUACAUCAACAUGUACGGCAGCGUCUACUUCCUGACGGCGCUGAGCAUAAUGCGGUACCUGGCUGUCACCUGCCCCUUCAAGUACGUGCGACUCCAGAGCAGCCGGGGCGCCAAAGUGGUGUGCCUGCUGAUUUGGCUCUUUGUGUCCCUGGUGUCCACCCCUCUGCUGACUUCCGGGACCAACCCACAUGGCAAGGACCGGGUUCAGUGCCUGGAGCUGGGCGAUGACGACUUGGAUGUCCUCGUGUACAUGAACCAUGCCACCAUCUUCCUGAGCUUCAUCCUGCCUGUCUUCAUCAUCUCCUUCUGCUACUUCUUCGUGGUGCGGAGUCUGCUCAAGCCGCGGGAGGUGCGGGGGACCAAGAGGCCCAGCUACAGGAGGUCUUGCGCCCUGGUCAUCAUCGUCCUCGCCAUCUUCCUGGUCUGCUACCUGCCAUACCACGUGGUGCGGACGCUCUUCCUACAGGCCGAGCAGGAGUUCCGCCGCAGGAGUGGAAGUGAGGUCUCCUGCGAUUACAUUGAGAGGGUACGGAAAGCCGCUGUCAUCACACUCUGCCUUGUCACCUCCAACAGCUGCCUGGACCCCAUCCUUUUCUUCUUCGUUGGGGAGAACUUCAGGGAAUUCUUCCACAGGAAACAUAAAAAAAUAGUCCGUGAAAGCAAGCGUAGGACGGAGAACCGCCAAGCCAGGACUGAACUCCAGGGACUAAAGCCCAAAGAAUGCGAGUGCCCAGAGGAAAUAAGGAGGGGGUAAAACAAGGGCUCUGUCCAGGUUUCAUCAUUCUGAGAAGCAUCAGUGGACUCAGACACAGACAGAGGGCCCUGUUAAUCACGGGGAUAGACCUCAGCCCAGAGGGCAGGAAGUUACCACUUACAAUUAUCCUCUUCAAGAGAAUUUACG